Messenger RNA from Didymodactylos carnosus, 576 nucleotides. Lineage: Eukaryota; Metazoa; Rotifera; Eurotatoria; Philodinida; Philodinidae. The record is from the annotation of a GenBank genome assembly.
AUGUUAAUAUUAAACCUGAAGCGUGAAUAUCGAUAUGAUGAAUAUUAUUCACUGAUGCAUCUCAGUAUUUAUAAACGAAGUGUUGAAUACGAACAACAAACACAGAUUUUAUCAUCGUUGUCAAAUAAAAAAUUACGUGAUUAUUAUUGGUCAUGUUAUUAUAAUACAAUACAAAAGCCAUCAGAAACAAAAUUUCAAAUAGCGGAAUCAAAACGUGUUGCCAAUGUUACAAAAUGUUUAAAACAAUUAUCACGCGAAGAAAUAAAACAUGAAUCACAAUUAGAACUAUUAGAUUUGGAAAAACCUAUUCAGAUGCGUUCAUCUGCAAGAUUAUUAUCAUCAUCAAGUGUACCAAAUAGUCCAAAACGUCGAUUUUCAACAAUUAUACCAUCGUAUUCAACACGACGACAAAAAAGUUUUGAUGUAAAAUUUUUAAUGAAUGAAAAAUUAUCUUAUAAUAGUCUUAAUGAAAUAUUAAAAUUUGGACCGACACCCGACAUACUCGUUGAAACAAAUCAGUCAACAAAUAUAAACAAAAUACCACUCAUCACAAUAACAUCAGUUGAUGAUAUUUAA